This is a messenger RNA of Perkinsus marinus ATCC 50983, 1155 nucleotides long. RefSeq lists its product as hypothetical. Lineage: Eukaryota; Perkinsozoa; Perkinsida; Perkinsidae. Gene Ontology annotation, molecular function: protein binding. The annotation marks the transcript as partial. The record is from RefSeq and is a predicted model, not a curated record. The transcript is spliced from 10 exons.
AUACAUUCAACGAGCGAUGGGUACUAUAUGGCAGGAUCCUCCUUGUGGGUGGCUAUACUGAUAGCGUCACUAAUCCUACUGAUCGAUGUGACAUAUACAAUCCCGAGACGGGUAUGUGGUCGCCUGCAGCGCCCUUGUCUGUUGGUCGUUUCGGCCUCGGUGUGGCUACUGUUGCUAAUGGAUUUGUAUACGCGGUUGGAGGGAAUACUGGUCUUCACGGACCGACAUCUCUAGUAGAGUAUUAUGAUCCUGAAGAGGAUGCAUGGUUCCCAGCACCGCCACAUCAUCAACUCCCUUACCCCACGGCAGGAGGUCGCCUCGUCUCCUCUCAUGGAGGAGUCAUGUUGCACGUUGUCGGUGGCUGCAGUGACACCUUUACAGCGUCGGAGAACAUCCUCACUGUUGAUAUUUCUAACGACUUUACGAAUCUGGAGAACUUCCGCAGUUCUAACACGAAUCUUCCGGAUGAAGUCGGCCGGUGGACUGUUACUCACAAACUGAGUACUCGGCGGGCUGCGGCAGCUGUCUGUGUUGACGAGAAUGAUAAUCUGAUCGUCUCCGGUGGAUUUACUGAGCCCGGCAGCCCCGAGCGUGAACUCUCUAGUGUUGAAGUUGUAGACCUGAAAGACUGCGGUGCUCGAGCGCGCGUGAUCGGAGACAUGUCCUACAAGCGAGGAGGCUGUGUCUCCGUUCAAGUCCCAAGCGUCGGUUCUGUAGUGAUCGGUGGUGAAAGUACCUUGCAAGGGUCGUCCAGCGGAGUGCCUCCAUCUCCUGAUCUUUUUGUCAAUCACGAGGAAGAGGAUUUGUGCCGCAUGGGUAGUCCUCCUCGGCCACCGUCACCGCGGAAUCAUUCGAGAUUCAUGUCACAGCAUGAACCAUUCACACCUUUGCCGAAUCGAUCGAGAGUUCGAAAUGAUAAUCCAGAUGAGACUGCUUCACCAGUGGUACUUCCUACAUCUGAGGUUGUCGGAGUUGGCAAGUGGUCUCUUCUGCCCUUGAUGCCCGAGGAGCGCACCGCAGCCGCUGUCGCUGUCGUUUGGAAGAUUCCGAGUGGCUUCUUCUACAAACCGUUGGUUGAUUUACUCGCUGUAUAAUUCGUGGUACAUCUACAAGCUGAGCGAAGUAACCUGCUGGUCUCGCUCGUGUAUCCACCAA